AUGGAGAAGAGACUGGCAACGGAGGAGGGGUCGAGAAAGAGUAGCGGAUAUUGGGAAUGGGAGCCGAAAAGGCGGGUGUACGAUUUAAAGGGUUUGCCUAAGAGAGAGGUAAAGGGAUCGGCGAGGAGCGUUAUUCGACCAGGCUGGCGGAUCAAGGAUAUCCUGUUGGCAGCGGAAGUUCUUGGAAAAGUACAACCUCCUCCUAUAUACUCGGACGAGGCUGAAAUGCGCCGAGUGUUCGGACUGGUUUACGACGUUCUUAGGUACAAAAGGAUAUUCACCCGUGCUCUCGAGGAUAUAGGAUUUUGGCGAUACAACGACGCGAUCAAAGAUCGAGAAAAAAUGGUGUGGUUGUUGCUGUACGAUAUGCAAGGGAGAAAAUUUGCGAGACUGCCUCCGGCGGAGAUGGUGGCGAUGGAGGAAAGGGAGAAAAUGUUUCAGGCUGCUGGAUUGAAGGAGAUCGAGAACGCUCUUCUCGAGGUGAAAACGCACGUCGCGGCGAGCAUCUCACGGUUGCGUAUCCGCGGCUCUGCCCUCAAGCUCGACGAAUUGCUGCCGACUCGUUUACGCGUAAUCGAAGGUGUGCGUUGGACGGAAGAAGCUGCGAUCGCGUCCGGAUGGAUAAACACGGAGAAAGUGCGCAGCAAGGAGGAAUUUUUGGAAGAGAUGUCCAAGCUGAAUUUGGUUUGCUGCUGCGAAGAGGGAGAUGCGAGGGAACUGGAGGAAAUGGAAUUUCGAUGGACGUUCGAUUCGAUUUGCCCGAAGAUGGUGAACUUGGAGGAGAGGGCGCGGGAGACAUUGGCCGUUUCCACUCUGGUUCGUGAUCGUCGUUUCGUAUUUCUGCAGGAAAGAUCGUUGUGCUUGGGCGCGGCAACGUUGGCACGAGCGAUUCGCAUCGGCCGGCUCUGCGGCCCGGUCGUUUUAACGCAUUCUCUCGCGCCUCGACACACCGGAUACCUGGCCGGACUGUUGGCCGAUAUCGAGCACGCUGGUACACUUUUCGCCUUCGGAGCUGCCGAUCACCGUUCCGAAUACGAGACUUAUUUGAAACACCUCGACGGCGGUGGCGUCACUUUGCUGCAACGGUGUCGCGUCUUUUCCGAAAAGUACGUAUCUGAUCCGGGGAUCGGUGAGUUGGAGAGGGCUACCGUAGUUUUGGCUGUACCGUCGUGCAGUUACACGGGCGUUACGGAUAUCGUGGACCUCGCGGUGGCACGCGGAGGAGACGCGGAUCUCCUCGAAUCGUUGACGAACGCCGAUCACGAGCAGUGGCCAACUAUCUUGGCCGAUCAGAUGUCCACUUUGAAGUACGCCUUGACCCGGCCGAACGUACAGUUCCUCGUUUACCAAGUGCACACGAUUUUACCUUCGGAGACGACAGAUAUGAUUCGAGGUGUGGUAGAUUGCGUGAAUCGAAUGGCCGUAGAAAAAUACAUUCGGGAACAUCCGGUUCCGGACAGCGAUCUUUUCGAGGUGGGCAGCAUCGAGGAUAUUUACGGAGAGAAUGCUACACGUAUGCUCGAUCCAGGAUGCUUUCUCGCGAUAAUAAAAAGAAAGGAAAUGAUACAAUUCGACUCGGUAUUCAUGAUCAAAGUGGCAGAAUCGAAGGGGUUGUUCGGUGAUCCGAAUGUAGGAGCAAGCAAGGCUCCGAAGCAACGGUGUAUCCUGGAACGUUCGCUGCUACCACGCUCCUCGCAAACUAGCGCACGAAAACAAACAAAACGCGCGAAAGUGCGUAUCGAUCGGUUAACGGCGCACACACAUUCCUCGCUGUCGAGAAGCAUCAAGCAAGAAAAUCGAAUUUGUCCCAGGCAUAAACGGUGGUGUAGUAAUUGGAGAGAGAGUACCGAGUCGCAGGUUCCUUACGAAAUUUCUAAGAGCGAGGUUACAACUGGUAGUUGGUCGAACUUGGCCGUUUCGUUGCCGAAUGCGAGGCGAGAUGAAAAGGAAAGCGGGAAAUCGUCGCGGAAGAAGUUCGAUGCGGCGGCGGGGGCGGCGAUCUUGAAAACGGCGUUGCAACCGGAACAAACUUCGUCGAUACUGACCAACUUACUUACCAUCAAACCCCUGUUACGGUAA
Molecule: messenger RNA, 2079 nt
Organism: Habropoda laboriosa
Lineage: Eukaryota; Metazoa; Arthropoda; Insecta; Hymenoptera; Apidae
Exons: 11
Coding region: 1-2079 (692 amino acids)
Source: RefSeq, a predicted model, not a curated record